Messenger RNA from Paramecium primaurelia, 647 nucleotides. The record is from the annotation of a GenBank genome assembly. Lineage: Eukaryota; Ciliophora; Oligohymenophorea; Peniculida; Parameciidae.
AUGUCAACAAUUAAACCAUUUCAAAUUUUCGAUAUUUUAGAUUACAACAACAUAAAUUUAGACAUUUUGACUGAAACAGUAACUAUUAAUACUAAAAUUAAGUUCAAUGUUGGUUUCUAUGGAAAGUAUAUAGCUAAAUGGCCAGAAUUUUGUAUUUCCAUAAAAAAUCAUUUUGGCAAUUUCUAAGGAUAUUGUAAUAUACUAAAAAUUAUUUUUAAGUAUUGGGAAAGAUUGAAGGAGAAAAAGCUAAUAAUAAUAAAUAGAAUUGGCAUGGUCAUAUUAGUGUAAAUCAUAUUUAUUUUAUUAAGGCAAUUACUGUAGCACCUGAAUAUAGAAGAUAAGGAGUAGCAAGAUUUUUGAUGAAUUAUAUAGAAGAUGUAACAAAUAGUUAAAAUGGAUGGUAUGUAGAUUUAUUUGUUCGACCUUCAAAUAAAAUUGCAGUUUUGAUGUAUUAAAAUUUUGGAUAUGAAAUAUAUCAAACAGUAUAUUAAUAUUACAGUAGUUAAAAUGGUAAAUAUGAAGAUGCAUAUGGUAUCAAUAAUUAUAUUAAAUUAGAUAUGAGAAAAUCAAUGUUAAGAGAUAAAUAAAAAUUAAAAUAGAAACCUACUGGAAAAGUAAUCAAACCAGAUGAAUUAGAAUUUAAUUGA